AUGGGUAUCCCGAUGUGGCGUGAGCCUGCGAAGGCCGAAGCAAACAAGACCGCUUUAGAGAAGGACCCUUCCGCCGCCACACGCUCAUCGAUCGGUCGUCGAGGGCGUGCCUAUCGAGCGCGUCGCUCCGGUAUGCUGUCUUCUUUCCACUCCCAGAUCAUUGAAGAACUUCGACGUGGCCCAGGCAGUCAGACAAACGCGGAGCGCUUCCCUGAAGCCUCCCCUGUCAUUCAUGCCAAUGGCGUCAGCGAAGACGGAGUGACUUUGGAGGACCUUCAACGUGAGGCGUGGGGCCGCCAGCCUCCGUAUCAGGUUCCGCGCCGGCGCAGUGGACAUCACAACCGACAGAGCAGAAACACUCGCACCGCAGCCAAUUUGCUCGCUAGUUCUGACUCUGUGAAUGCGCUUCCGGGCUUUUCAUACCCCACAAGGCCGUCGAGCGGCUACACUCCCUCAUACCUGGGUCAAACUCAAUGGCCGAGCAGUUCUGACUCGCCCGGAAUUCCUGUUCGUCUUCCUCCUCUGCGUCGUACAGAUAGCUACGGAUCUGACCUAGCGAGAUUCUUGCAGGCGAACGCGCACAUGCCACCAGAAGUGAUGGACCUUCGAUCCCGCAAUGAUCGUUCACGACUGAGUCGAAGAGCCGGCGUGGAUGGGGUUAUGGAUGGUCUUGGUGACCGCCAGCGCAGCCCAAGUCCCGAUGGAGAACGGGAGACCGAUGCAUGGGAAACCUUGUUGUCAACUAUCACACCUGACGCAACCCUCCCCUCGAACGAUUCAUCUUUCGCCUCCACCUCCGCUGCCGCACCAGACGCGCGCAACCGCGCUCGACCAGCUCAUUCAUCAUCUUUAGGCUCUCGACAUGUUACUCUUGACCCCUACCCGGAUCAUCUCAACCCAUGUGACUUCUCUUCUUCGGACGAUGAAGAGUCGCCCAGGCACCGCGAGAUGUUGAUUUUGGAGCGCGAGGCUUUACGUGCGCGGGAGACCCGUCGCCGAGAGCGCAACUCAACUUUGAGUGCUCACCCUCCUCUACCCCCGAUCGCAUUCGCUAUUCAGGACAACAGCAAUCACUCAAGCGAUGAAAUCCAGCAGAUGCAGGUCAUCCUGGAUCGGCUUGCCGGUCGUGAGGAUAAUCAUCAUGACUGGUGGGCAGCGGUUGGUGUGACACCCACGCUCAACCGUGGUCUCAAUGACAGCAUGGAUUCCACUGAUACUGAGAGCACUGCCCGCCCAGGCCGCGACAAUUAA
Molecule: messenger RNA, 1251 nt
Organism: Penicillium brevicompactum
Lineage: Eukaryota; Fungi; Ascomycota; Eurotiomycetes; Eurotiales; Aspergillaceae
Exons: 2
Coding region: 1-1251 (416 amino acids)
Source: RefSeq, a predicted model, not a curated record